AUGAAGAGCACACGCAAACUACAGCCCAGUGAUAUCGUGAUUCUUGUAUUGGGACUGACCGGCGCUGGAAAAAGCACUUUCAUCAACAAAGCUAUGGGAGAAGAUGUAUUGGACGUUGGCCACACCUUGGAUUCGUGCACACAAGACAUUAGUUGUGUUCCUUGUCUUUGUCCUAACGACAGUAGCCGCCACAUUAUCUUCGUUGACACCCCUGGCUUCGAUCAUUCAUCCGGCGAUGACGAGAGGAUUUUGCAACAUAUUGCAGAGUGGCUUGCGAGAGCUUAUAGAGCAAAAACGAAAAUAGCCGGGAUCGUUUAUCUUCACGAGAUAUCACUGACCCGCCACGGGGCCUAUUCGAAAACAGCGUUAGACAUCAUCAGUAGGCUCUGCGGGGAAGCUGGCCUCAAGAAUGUCAUUCUCGCAACGACGAAGUGGAACGACCUUCAAGUGGAAGCUGCAGCGCAGAAACGGGAGAAACAGCUACAGGUUGACUGGACGCGCAUGCUUGACCACGGGUCAAGGAUGGCACGGUUCUAUGGUACAACGCAGUCGGCUUUAGACAUUGUCGAGCUAAUUCUACAAAAACCCCCAAUUGAUAGCCUACAGAUUCAGCAGGAGAUGGGUCGGUACCGCAAGGGUUUCUCCGAAACUGAAGCCGCAAAGACGCUCAGGAAGUACAGACUCGCCUAA
This is a messenger RNA of Suillus paluster, 690 nucleotides long. Its product is annotated as P-loop containing nucleoside triphosphate hydrolase protein. Bases 1 to 690 code for a protein of 229 amino acids. The record is from RefSeq and is a predicted model, not a curated record. NCBI's taxonomy places the organism in Eukaryota, Fungi, Basidiomycota, Agaricomycetes, Boletales, Suillaceae. Gene Ontology annotation, molecular function: GTP binding. The transcript is spliced from 5 exons.